GUGACCAUUAAAAGGGAUCGAGGACCUAUCACGACGCCAUGGCUUCGCACCCAGGUUUGACAACCGUGCGAGACACCACCACAGGUUUCCUCGUCCAGCCCAUAAGCUUUGAGGAGCUCAUGGAUUUUUUCGAGGACAAACAAAACCCCAACCUGCAAGAGGGUGCAGAAGUUGGAUACAGCAAUCAGACGGGAUCGGACAACAUGGGUCUGUACGCCGAAAGCUCCUCUAUAGACUUCCUGAACAGCUUCGUUGAUAAAAUCGUCGAAGAGGGCAACACCGGGUCACAUGACAGCUUUCUCAACCCCAAGAGUGUGUCCGCACGGGUGGUCUUUAUCACCCUGUACAGCCUCAUAUCUGUCAUGUCCCUUCUGGGUAAUUCUCUCGUGUGCCUCGUUGUGGUGCGCAACAAACGCAUGCGCAGUGUCACCAACUUCUUUCUGACCAAUCAGGCACUCUCUGACAUGCUCAUGACUGUUCUGAACAUACCGUUCAUUGCGUACAGCCAGCUUGCGGUGAACUGGCCUUUCGGCUCCAUCAUGUGCCACUUAGCGGACUACAUUGGAAUGACGUCAGUCUAUGUGUCUACCUUCAUGUUGACCGCGAUAGCGUUGGAUCGUCAUCGCGUCAUUAUUCAUCCUCUCCGUCCUCGAAUCACAAUGGCAACGGCCGUGGCAAUUGACAUUUUAAUCUGGGUCUUGGCACUGACUCUCUCCGUUCCGUUUGCCAUCUACCGAGAGAUACAUCAACGACCGAGCAACCCUGAUCACUUAGUCUGCAUCGCAAACUAUCCCGGUGAACCAGGAUACUUUAGAACCUACUUUGUGCUUGCUACGUUCAUCUGUCAGUACGUCAUCCCUCUAUCGCUGACAUCUGGAGCGUAUGUACGCAUUGGGAUGAAGCUGUGGGCCCAAGCAGCUGUUGGAGACAUGAUCGCCCAACAGCAAGCCGCUAACAACAGGGCCAAGCAGCGUACUAUACGCAUGCUGGUACUGGUCGUGGCCGUCUUCGCCAUAUGCUGGUGUCCGAUCAACAUGUACCUUAUCGUCAGUGAGUUUAUCCCAACUCGAAAGAGCGCGAUCCUGUACCUCUGGCUGCACUGGUUUGCCAUGUGCAGCGUGUGCAUCAACCCCGUUGCCUUUGCCUUCCUGAAUGAGAACUUCCGCAGUGAGCUAAAGGCGACAUUCCACUGCUGGUUCCUGAAAGUCAAUUUCAAGAGAAACAGCAAGUACUUCGGUCGAACGACGGACGGCAAUGAGAACUCACACACGACAGAGAGGCACACGACGGCAAUGAGUGGCUAUGAAUCGGUCACCACGCGCACGACGAACUGCAAAUCCCCGGGGUCGUGCGAAACAUACCAGAUGGAAGUGAAACUCACAACUGGGAUUGAUGAUACGGACGGCGUCAGAGAGUACGAGGUUUAAGAUUAAAAUAGUGCUUGAGCACCGCUGGUGUGACCAAACUGAACUUUACUGCAAUCUGCCACUGUCUCCAAAAUGCAGGUCUAUAUAGGCCUUUGUAUAAUUUAUGAGGCAUAUUUCAAAAUAUGAAAACACUCAAAACACACGAUGAAAUACUCAUGGUAGUACUUCUCGUACAAUUAGACUUCUAACAUGCACGUACUAACUCUAACAAUUAAGACUAGGAGCCUGAUGGCAGUGUCUGGGGGAUACGAAUGCGGGUCAUUGCGAGCUCCCCACCCCAGUCUGAUCAUGACCGGGGAGGCUGGCUGGAGCGGUAUGCCUGAACAAAGUUAAACAGUUUGUGACAGCAACAUAUAAACCACAGGAACUCCUCAAAGUGAAGUCUUGAUAAUUUUAUGAAAAUGUAGCACCCAUUGUCUUUAUGUAGGUUGAACUUUCCAAAGCCAAUUUUGUUAAGGAAAUUUGUUGUUUGUUAAUAAAAAAUUGUAUGCAAGUUCGCCACAACGAAGAGUAAAGGCCACUCUCGGUAAAGGGCUAUACAAUAAGAAAAAUAUUUAACAUGAAACAAAAUGGAGCUGGAGGUAGUAAUUGAUAUUCCUAUUAUAAUGAGUGUAGGGUGGAAAGAAACCAUCUUCCUGAUUGAAAGGGCCUUCUCGUUCUUAAGAUAACACAACAAUCGGCCUCUUAAAAACGUGCACAUAACAUUCCAUUUAUUUUUUACAUACACACUGUAAUGAGAUAAAUUAUAAUGUGGCCUUUUUGGUGGAAACUUUUUUUUGUCUGAGAAAAGGUGAGGGAAGCACUGGUUAUCCAUAAAUACAUGGUUGGUGUUUUUCGUCAGGUUUAAGUGUUAAAGAUGAAUUUGAACAGUUAUACCUUUUGCAUUUAUUUACGCGUUGACAUUUUAGGGAAUGUGUUCUUGUAACUACCGCGAGCCGCCGCCGACCAAUGCAUCCAGUUCCUUAUUCAUGCAGAAAUGUUAAGCACCAAGGUGAACAUUCAAAGGGUGAGCUGGGAUCAGUUCGCGUGGAAAUAUCUUGAAAGAGUGAAUACGGAACGAAGAACUAAGUGGUAUUGUCGUGUAAAGAGUGCAGAUAGCGUGAUCAAGAACCAGAUCUUUGAAAUGGAAAACGGUGUGAGGCUUUAAACAGGAAUGGCCAAUUGAAUGAAUUUAAAGAGUGAAUCCGUCAGAAGAUGCAAACAAGUUUAGUACUCUGUUAAGAAUAUGAGCCAUAGAGAAUUAAGAAUAGCUUGAUUUAUAAUUUAAAAAUAAAAGCAGCAUUUGAAAGUAUCCUUUUAUAAGAUAUUCACUUACAAUUUGGAAAGAACACUCUAAGGCAUACUUCUUCACGGCAAAAAAUAAAAUAUGUUACUACUCUCUUGAGUGGAUACCUCAAAAAUUAUCCCGUCGUUCUUAACAAGGACACAGUAAAAUACACUGGAACUGCCGGAAGACCUUUACAAUGCAAGAAGAAAUAUGUCUGCAAAGAACCAGACUAUCAAUUUAUGUUCGUCUUAUUUUAACUUGAAGAAACAGUGUGAAUAUAUGAAAGAGAGAAAGCAAAUAUGUGGAGAAAGCUAGAAGGUUUACUUUUGUGAUGGAGACAAAAAAAUAGAAAAGAUAGAAAAGACAGUUGCACCACUUUCACCCAUGAAGUAAAUUUGAACACCCUAGUUUUGCAGUGUGAUAUAAUCCAUGUGGUUUAUAUUUGGAUUGUGUAUACAUGUAUGGUGAUCGAGGAAGAUAAUUUUAGAAAUUAAAUAAAUAAAUUAACUAAUUAAUCAAUUAAUUAAUAAACUAAUUAAUAUUACAGACAGGAUGCGUAACUGUCGCCAACUGCUUUCCAUCUUUGUAGAGCAACUUAGUUAUUUUGAUAAGUUGCUCUUUUUGGUUGGCCUAUCAGGAAAGUACAUUAUAAGAUAGUGUGGAAGAUGAAAGAUGGGUCUCUCAAACUUUCCAGAUAGAUUAAGGAAAAACAAGAAAGGUUUUGAACAAGUUGUUUCGCCUUUACGCUUCGGAUGAUCUUGUUCAAUCUGCAUGAUCUUUAUUGACAGGAUCACUACUGUGAUCGGUUGUACAUGAAUUCAUAUUUAGUAGUCCGACCAUAUCGGUUUAAUAUUUACAGAGGAAAGUGCGGGUACAUCAAGUUGACCCGGGCCUAUCUUUUUUCAGACAUUAAACAAAAGUCUUAAUAACCCUCAAGUCCAUGAAGAACUUUUAAAAAUCAAAGCGUGGUUGUGAAUAGGAAGUGUGUAUGUAUUUGUGUACAUGCCUUACGUAUCGGCACGCGUGCCCUCAACGCCACACAGCCAAAUUUGCUCGCGUAUGAAAAUGCCCGGAUUGAUGGUUGGUGUCACGCGUGGACGUGAUCACUGCACUGUUAAAAAUAUUCCCAUGACGUGCCACCGUCGAUAAAAAGCACUUGCGGCUGGUCGUAGAGAAAUCAUGAACUACUACUCAGAUGUUCGACCUGUUGGCCUGGGGGUUGAAGGGGUGAGGGUGAAUUACAGACGUGUUCAUGUAUAACGUGGGAGCCUUGAUCAUGAAGAAGCAGCUGGCAGCUUUAUGUCUUUGCUGUUUUAUUCAGAAAGCACGUCAUACUGAAGUAUACGAACUAAAAAGGUUCAUGUUUUUUGCUUAGACCAUUGUCAGGAAAAAAAAACUAGCGAAGAUUUACAGAAGUUGUUGAAGAACUUGUGCUCGACACUUCUCUCAAACUGAUUCUAGUAGCACAGUGAAAUUUGAUUAGACCUUAACAAACCGAACUUUAAACAUUUUACAACAACAUGCCCAUCAGCAGCAAGAGGGCUACUCCAAUUUAAACCAUUAGCUACAAAGUGUGCGUUUACAAAAGUUACCAAUCGACUGCGGGCCAGUAGAAGUUGCUGGACUCUAUUCCAAUCUAUGGAGUCAUUUUUUUACCCUUACGCUGAUUCACACGCAGACCGUUUUCAGGAGUUCAUUCUAGUGUGUAACUGAUACGAGUCUCCUGAUUUAUAAACAAACAAAGAGUGGUAAAGAAAAUGUUUUGAAAGUUUUGAAUAUGGUGAAUAACGGUGAUUUGGUAUGUGCGACUUAUUCUUUGAGAUGUUAGAUUGUUGCUGGUGCAAGGGUGAGUUGGAGCUAACCCGGGGAGAGUAGUGGCAGUUGUAUGUGUGGUGUAUUUCGUUGUGCAUGACAUUAGUUGAGACCCUUUCGUGGUGCGGCCAUCUUGUUUUGCCUCAAAUGAUCUCAGUGUAACAAAAACGAGGCCGGAUAGAAAACAAGGGGAACAAGUUUCAUGUUGACUGUACACAUUGAACCUUGUUUACCAUAGACCAUGGAGGUAGAGUUAUUAAUAGACACACCACCGUAUAGAUGUAUAGGCUUUGUGACUAUUUAUCAUUGGGGGAAUAUUUGUCAGUGUUACAAUUACUUAUCUUAGGCUACUUCUAAUAGUUAAAUGGUGUGCAUGACAAUAAGUGUAAACACAAUCUAUACGUCGUCGUUAAUCUACAAAGAUAUAUAUUGUUCAUUGAUGAAACAGUGGGGACAGGUACCUGAUAUGUUUAUAUUCAGCAGCUUACAAAGGCCAUACAAAAAUUAUUGAUAGUUACCACAUCCCAGAUCCGAUUACGGGAAAAUUUGAGAAAGUCACAAAAUUAAUGCUAUACCCUGUUUUUGUCUCAGUUAUUUGUUAGAAUCAAGGGUAUUUUUGUACACAAAAAAAUUCAGUUAAAUAUUGGUUUACUGUAAUAUUUGUUACUCAUACCCAUUUUAUUGAAGGAAUUGUAGACUUAAGUUGGAUUAGAUUUGUAAAUACUUAUAUUGUACAUAAAAAUAUUACUCCGUCGAUUUAACUUAUACAACGUCCUAACUUUUCACAUUGAAAACAAAUAAUUCAAAAAAGAAUCAACAAAACAACAGGUUGACAUGUUAUUCAACUCUGUCCAAAAUAUCAAAAUAUGUUAACAUUAAAAAGUUUCCGCAUGUUAUUUUACUGUAUCCCAAAUUAAGUGAAAAUGUAAAUAAGUUGACGAAAAUGAAAAAUAGUAGUCUUAAGCACGUUUUUGCUUUAUGUGGCAAAUGUCAAAAUAAUGUUCAAUGUCAAAGAGAAUCUGCUUUGAACAAAAAAUAUUGAUAAUAACCACAUCCCAAAUCCGAUUACGGGAGAAUUUGAGACAGUCACAAAAAAAUUGUUUUUGUCUUAGUUAUUUUUUAGAUUCAGUGGUAUUUUCGUACAUAAACAAAAUCAGGUACAGUACCCACUUUAUUCAAAGAAUUGUAGACUUAGCCUAAAUGAUGGAAUGGUAGAUUUAAAUGACUUAAAUUGUAGACUCAUUCUGACGUUUAUGGAAGCCACUUCUAACCAACCCCUAAUAAAAGUAUUGUGGUGGUCACACACACACACCAUGCUAGUCUUUCAAACUAAGCUAACAAAAAAAUAUAAAAGAGACAAUGUUCCUGCAAUCACAGACUUAUAGUUGACCAUCGUGUAUUUAGUGUCAUAUCACCAAGUACUAGUUGAAUUAUCAAUUUCAUUGUGUCAAGUUCCAUGUAUUUCUGGCGUUUAUGUACUAUAGUCAUCAUCAGUCACAUUUUUUGAUAAAAUGUUAAGUGGCUGUUACUAGCGAAUCAAACCUAAUGUAAUUACGACAAUUGAAAUGCUAAUGAGGUACAAUUGUAUAUUUCUAGAUUGAUAUUCGAGGAUGUUUAUAGUUUUUCUAAUAUAAUAUUUUCUGAUUGCUUCGUAUCUCGUUAGCUUAAAACUUUGAAAUAUAGAUCUCUUCAUAUCGGUUCGAGUAAGAGAGAGGGAAAAGGUCUUGAAAUGUUGACAAAACUAUAAUGUUAUUAUGGUUUACUUGCCUUGAGUCGAAAAUCACAGCGAUGCAACACUAUCCGUUGAACUGUUUUACAGACAGUGUAUUAUUUUAUUCAGAAGUGAUUUUUUUAAAUAAAAACCGUUACCAUUUCAAAAAGCAAACUAUUCAAUGCAGUGCACUCAAAAAUAACUAUUGGCAUAAAACCUUACUUGGUAUCGAGUAAUAGGGAGCUGUUGAUAGGAUAUAAAACAUUGUGAGAAAC
Messenger RNA from Asterias rubens (European starfish), 6492 nucleotides. RefSeq names its product probable G-protein coupled receptor 83. The coding region runs from base 39 to 1427 and encodes 462 amino acids. Gene Ontology annotation, biological process: G protein-coupled receptor signaling pathway. Gene Ontology annotation, molecular function: neuropeptide Y receptor activity; neuropeptide binding. The record is from RefSeq and is a predicted model, not a curated record. Gene Ontology annotation, cellular component: plasma membrane; neuron projection. The transcript is spliced from 2 exons. Lineage: Eukaryota; Metazoa; Echinodermata; Asteroidea; Forcipulatida; Asteriidae.